This is a messenger RNA of Solea senegalensis (Senegalese sole), 4545 nucleotides long. Its product is annotated as sodium-dependent neutral amino acid transporter B(0)AT2-like. Lineage: Eukaryota; Metazoa; Chordata; Actinopteri; Pleuronectiformes; Soleidae. Gene Ontology annotation, biological process: sodium ion transmembrane transport. Gene Ontology annotation, cellular component: membrane. Bases 296 to 2275 code for a protein of 659 amino acids. The transcript is spliced from 12 exons. The record is from RefSeq and is a predicted model, not a curated record.
GACCAGCCCGUUUGUUGUACGCUUACGAGGAGGCGCGCGAUUCGCUUGAGGACUCAGAAAACCGCCGUGUUCACCGCUUGUCUGCCCUUGUCUCGCCGACUAUUGUACACCUCAGUGCUGUAGUCGGUGUGUUUUGCAUGUUGUGUUCGUUUUAAUGUAAAGAAAGCGAAGAAAAACGUGUGUCUGUACAAGCUGCGGCUCCACGUGCUCAUCGGAACCUACAACCGUUACCACCACAGACGUUUUCUGCGUUUUCUGACGUUUCUCUUUGUUUACGGCAUCUCCCGGUGUUCAGAUGGAGAAACAGCCACUUCCAACUGAGGAUGGCAUGACAGAGACCACGCUGUCGGAGCUCAACGGCUACGUCGGCGAGGAGCACCAGGAAUCCUCAUCCGAGCCUCCUGCCAGAGCAGGGUGGAACAGCAAAGUGGAGUACUUUUUGGCUCAGGUGGGGUUCAGUGUCGGGCUCGGCAACGUCUGGAGGUUUCCGUAUCUGUGCCAUCAGAAUGGAGGAGGUGCUUUCCUCCUCCUCUACGUGCUGCUGAUGAUGGUUGUGGGUAUUCCCUUGUUCUUCCUGGAGCUGGCAGCUGGGCAGGCCAUCCGACAGGGCAGCAUCGGCGUGUGGAAGUACAUCUCACCAAGGCUCGCAGGGAUUGGCUACUCCAGCUGUGUGGUGUGUUUCUUUGUGGCUCUCUACUACAACGUGAUCCUCGCAUGGAGUCUUUUCUAUCUUGGGAACUCAUUUCAGUUCCCGUUACCUUGGAAUCAGUGUCCUAAAGAGAGGAAUGUAACAGAAUGUGAGAAGAGCUCCCCCACUUCGUAUUUCUGGUACCGGAAAGCUUUGGAUAUCACAGACUCAAUUGAUGACACGGGCUCCUUCAACCCAUACAUCACCUGCUGCCUUCUGGCAGCCUGGACCAUUGUGUGUCUGGGAAUGUUCAAGGGUAUCAAGACCUCUGUCAAGGUGAUGUAUUUCUCCUCCAUCUUCCCCUAUGUGGUGCUCUUCUGCUUCCUUGUCCGAGGACUCAUGCUGGAUGGAGCCUUAGAUGGAGUCACCUACAUGUUCUAUCCUAAGCUGGAAAUUUGGGGUAACAUUCAGGUCUGGCGCCAGGCGGCCACACAGGUUUUCUUUGCCCUGGGUCUUGGCUUUGGGUCUAUUAUUGCCUACUCCUCGUACAAUCCAAGGAAUAACAACUGUCACCGUGACGCUUUCACCGUCUCCACUAUAAACUUCCUCACGUCUGUGUUGGCAACUCUGGUGGUGUUUGCUGUUCUUGGCUUUCGUGCAAAAGUCAAGGUCAUGGAUUGCGUUGUCAGUAAUGUGAAGAAGCUGUCGGAGCAGAUUGGCAGCGGUCAUGUGAACGGAAGAUGGAUGCCAACCUUCAACUACUCUGCUUCCAGUUCUGUGGACCUCGAACAGUACAGAGCCUGGUUUAAAGAGCAUGGGAAUAAAAUCCCUGGCAAUUUAACGGACUGUGAUCUGGAAAAAGAGAUGCAGAAGGGUGUGGAGGGCACCGGUCUGGCUUUUAUUGCCUUCACAGAAGCCAUGUCACAGCUGCCCGGCAGCCCAUUCUGGUCAGCGCUCUUCUUCCUCAUGUUGCUCAACCUGGGACUCAGCACCAUGUUUGGCACGAUGGAGGGCAUCCUCGCCCCCCUCACCGACCGCUUCAGGACUCUGGCCAACAACAAGACCAAACUCACAAUUUUCACCUGCGUCAUUGGCUUUGUGAUUGGCCUGCUCUUCACCCAGCACUGUGGGAACUACUUUGUGACAAUGUUCGAUGAUUACUCUGCCACGCUGCCACUCAUCAUCGUGGUGGUGUUUGAGACCUUCAGUGUGUCUUGGCUGUACGGAGCAGACAGGUUCCUCGAUGACAUUGAAGAAAUGCUGGGAUGGCGUCCCAGUGUGAUUUACAAAUACCUGUGGAAAUACAUUUGCCUGCUUGCCAUGCUGGGGCUGCUGGGAGCUACUGGAAUUCGGAUGAUCAUCACACCACCAACUUAUAUGGCAUGGAACCAGGAGGAAGCCUCUGAGAAGCACCUGGAUUACCCAGGCUGGGCCCUGGCUGUCCUGGCUGCGCUCAUCAUAUUUGCCAUGAUGCCCAUCCCCGUGGCUCUGAUCCACGCCCUCUUGCAGGAAAGGUCAACACGAUCGUCUAGAGAGGCACAGACGGGUCAGUACAGCAUCGUCAGCACCAACGACAAUUGCGAAACUCCAAUGACCGACAUGACGCCACUGGACCAAAGGAACGGGACGUCCGCUCCCUGUUCCUAAACGCUGAACUUCCUAACUUGAUGAUACAAAGGACCUGCAGUAGUCAGUUUUCAGUGGGCCACUUGUAAGGACCGUUUAAUGUGACCGCUCUUUAGUGCAGCCAUGGUACAGGGAGUGGAACCAAAUAUUCUUUAUUUUAAUAUUUAAAACCUCUUUUAAUACUUCUAUGAAGCCCACCCAUAUUCAGAGCAUUUUUUUUCAUUAUUUUAUUGACUCUCUUCAAACUGGUUUGUCACGGUUUCCCUAAUGUGGAACACAAACGACUACAACUGUAGUUUGUUUACUUUUUUACAGCAUUCUACUCAACAUCACCUCACACUGCUGUUUACUUCUGCUUGGAGAUGGAAAAUGGAACUGAAAGAUUCCAGUCCCUGAGGUGUAAAAUUGAUAUUGUGAUGCCAAUUGCAAAAAAAAGGUCGGUUUUUAUAUUCUCUGACACAUCAUUUUUUUGUGUAAGUGUUUGUUCUUUUUAUCUAAAAUAACCUUAAAUGUGAUUCACUUGAAUUGGUAGACGUUACUGUUGAAUGUAACCAAACCAAACGCAAGUCACAACAACACAAAUGUGAGCCUGGACCUUAAAGCGGGACAACACAAGGUCACUUACGUGUGAGUAAGACGGUGAACCCUGGCGCUACACAGACGUCCUUGUUCAACACUACACCUACACACACAACAGAAAAAUCUCUUUAUGCUAAACACACGUGUUGUACGAUCCUCUCACUUAUUUUAUUUAAGCAUUAAGAACAACAGGUCUUAAUGCUAAUACAACACCAAGAGACUGUUACACCAAAAACACAUAAAUGCAUUCAGGAUGACAAGUCUAUGUUCAGAUUACCAGGCUGAAGUGGCUCUAAAUCCAAAAGUUCAGAACUAUGUGGUUUCUAGAUUAGAUCUGAUAUGUGGCCAUGCGACAUGAAAGUCAUAGCAGUGUCCAUCAGGCCUUUUGCCUGUACACGUGCACCAAGUGUCGUCGUUUGACGCUCAGCGCAUGGUGUCAUUGACCCGCACCAAAGACGUGCAAGUGUUUUAUUCUCGGGGCUAAAUCUUGGCUUAGGCAUCUGAGAUUUCCUGAUGUCGAUUCAUUGAAUUUUGGUUGUUGAUCACGCAUGUAUUAGAUUAUAGGCGUGUUGUUUGAGAGGACAGAAGAACACUGGUACUCCACCAGGUUCGGACAAAAAUCCAGAAAUGAUUGUCAGUUAACGGGGUAAAAUUUAAACAAAAUUAUUAUUAUUAUUAUUAUUAUUAUUAUCGUUACUGUUGCUUUAAAAAUACAGUGUAAACAUCUUUAAAAAAAAUUGUUGGUUAAUGUGUAAAUAUAAGUGAUCAUAUGUACAAACUGAGAAGUGAUUGGUCUCCUGUUUCUUCUAAGAUCCGGGGUUAACUAUUUACGGGCGCCCAUUGAAUGCAACAUGUAGAUUAUUGACACAGUGAGGAUGUUACCCUUUUCCCCCUCACAACAUCUCACAAUGGUUGGCUGAUGUAAAAUACUUAAAUACAGAAGAGCUGAUUUGUCUGAAGUUAAAUUAUACUCCUCUGAACAUAGCCCACAGUGGCAGCUGUCAGAUAUAGUGUUCUACAUGUUUAUGAGUGCCGCGUUACUGUGCUACUUACGUGAUUAUUAAAUAUAAACUCAGCUUCUUCUAUGACAGUAAACUGAGUGUGGACAAAAUCAAAGUUGGUGCUUUUUAUCAGGAGAGGUUACAAUUUAAAGGGAAUUCUCGCUCGUGUGCCAUUUCUGUGAUGUCACAACACACCAGCACUUAAGUGUUAACUUAACUGUUAUCAUUAUAUUGUUAUAUUGUUUCUCUGGGUUGUUUUUUUUGCCAAAUGUGUUUUGUGACCUGUGACGCCAUGGUACAAACACUGAGGGGACAAUAAUAACAUUUUUACUAAGUAUGUAUAUAGCACUUUCAAUUUCUUCAAGAAUAAAUGUUUUAGAAAGUGAAUCUUUUCCCUUAAGAUGUGAAUCAAAUUGUCUUUGAUACAUAUGUGUAUAUCAUACACAUGAUAUCUUGGGGGAGAUGUAUGUUUUACUUUGGGCUUGAAAGGAAACUCAAGUGCAUGUUUAUUCCCUAAAGGCCUCACACCAGAGAUUUAUUUUUCAUCAUUGUUUCAAUCAUUGUUUUCUCGUAUUUUCUCUUUAGUGUUUUUUUAAAAUGUUGGUAUUAUGGAGUGCCUUCAAACAGAACAAAGUGUUAAACGUCUGUACAAAAAGAUUAAAUUUUACUGUGUAUAUAUAUUGUCUUUUUAAUUAAAAUAUUUGAGCAUGA